GCUCAGAGAGGCAAAACAGAAAAAAAGAAAAAAAAAGGGAAAAACCAUGCGGCCACCGAGAGGAGGUGGAGGUUUCAGGGGCGGCAGGGACGGUGGUCGAGGGAGACGAGGUGGCCGAGGAAGUUUUGGUCGCGGUGGUGGACGUGGCGGCGGUGGGUUCCGUGAUGAAGGGCCUCCUGCUGAACUAGUGGAGGUAUCUACAUUUCUUCAUGCAUGUGAAGGUGAUGCAGUGACAAAGCUGACCAAUGAGAAAAUACCCUUCUUUAAUGGUAAGAUCUAUCUACAGAACAAGACCCAGAUUGGGAAAGUUGAUGAAAUCUUCGGUCCCAUCAAUGAAUCUUAUUUUUCAAUCAAAAUGCUGGAAGGUAUUGUGGCGACUUCGUAUGCCGCGGGUGAUAAGUUCUAUAUUGACCCGAGCAAACUUUUGCCUCUUGCAAAGUUUCUUCCACAACCAAAGGGACAGGCACCUGCUGGUGCAAGAGGUGGUCAAGGAGGAGGCAGAGGUGGCGGUAGAGGUGGUGGCCGUGGAGGUAGUGGAUUUCGUGGAAGGGGUGCGCCAAGAGGUGGCAGAGGUGGUCCUAGGGGUGGUGGCCAUGGUGGUGGAUUUAGAGGCAGAGGGAGAUUUUAGAGUAAUAACAUUUUCUAACAUUACCAAGGCCCUUUCCUGCUAUACCUUUUGGAUACCAUGGGCAUACAACUUUGAAAAUUUGAUGCCCAACUUAUUUGUGAUUUUAGUUUUGUUCAUUGGAGAUAUGUUUAUUUCAUAUUUUUGUUUAUCCAAAGUGCAAUUCCUGGAUUUGGUUGCUAUAAUUUUGAAUGUGAUCGAUCCUAGAUUGUUCUAGGUUUGACAUGGUUGUAAUCUGUUAAUUGCUGUACAUGGCCCAGGUUGGCAGAGUUGCACUGCUUGAAAUUGUACAAUGCUUUGAUGAUCAGUCAUGCCUCAAAUUUUGAGUAAAUUCUUUGUUACUUUCUCAAUGCAUGCUUGAUGUUCGACUGAAAAAAUAGCACACUAAAGCAUGAUAUAUGGAAUGUUGUUUAAUUU
Molecule: messenger RNA, 1042 nt
Organism: Durio zibethinus
Lineage: Eukaryota; Viridiplantae; Streptophyta; Magnoliopsida; Malvales; Malvaceae
Product: putative H/ACA ribonucleoprotein complex subunit 1-like protein 1
Biological process (GO): snoRNA guided rRNA pseudouridine synthesis; ribosome biogenesis
Cellular component (GO): box H/ACA snoRNP complex
Molecular function (GO): box H/ACA snoRNA binding
Source: RefSeq, a predicted model, not a curated record